Molecule: messenger RNA, 624 nt
Organism: Durusdinium trenchii
Lineage: Eukaryota; Dinophyceae; Suessiales; Symbiodiniaceae
Source: the annotation of a GenBank genome assembly
GAAGUAUUGCGUUGCACCAGUCAUGGCAAUGGGGCAAGAAUACACAGGCACCUUUGCUGCGCAGUACUUCGCCACUGGCAAGGACUGCUGCAGAGAUUUGGAGUUCACCUGUGGCGAUGCCUUGGACGAGGCUGCGCAUUCGGGCUUGGUGAUCUUCAACAAGACACAGACAGCACUGAGCUGGGCCUUCGCACAAGACCUGGACUAUUUCAUGAAGGCAGCGCGCAUGGCGAGCGCCCGUUUUGGGAUCCACCUGGCGGAGGAGCCAAUCUUCGUCUCCUGGGUCAGUGAUACAAAGACAGCCAUGGCAAAUCUUUGGCCGGAGGCGAGAAACAUUUGGCUGCUCUCCUCCAUGUUGGCCCUGCCAGCCUUCGCGGUGAUCAGCUUUGCCUGUGAGGCCUUCAAGCGGGCAGGAAACCGCUUCAGCAAAGAGAAGGAACUCCCAUAGGCAGAGUGCAAGCUGAACGCCUGAAUCAUCUGAUCUCCUCAGCUGGCGCCGGUGAUGCUUCCGUCGCUCAACGGGUCCUUCGACCAAAAAGCGGCCGAAGCGCUCCGAACUGGUCGGGCCGUGUCGGUCGGAGAGUCACGGAGAGUCACGAAGUUAUAACGCAAGAGGCAACCAUG